CUGCCCGGUCACCGCGCGGGGCGUGGCUCCUCCUGACCACCUCCCGCGCGUGCUCCCCGGCUUCGUUCCCGCCAGCUUUUUAAGUUUCAUUUCCAGCCGCAACGGCUGGUUUCUCUUCCACCCGCCUUUUCCCGAAGCGGAGCAAACUUCCGAGUAGCAGAGAGAGCCAGCCAUGGAUCCUCGGCGCGGAAAGGCGACGCGGACAGCUUCGAAGGCCGGAGCUGCGGCACCCAAGGUUUCUGCGCCGAGGGCGAAAGGCGCCCUAACGAAGCCCACCGAGUCUCGGGUCGACCCCGAGGAUGCCCGGCCCGACGCGCAGAAGUGCGGCUCCACCAGGGCAUCGGGAUCCCAGCGGAAGAAGAGCGCCCCAGGCCCCCAGGAGAGGCCUGAGGUAGGCGCGCGAAGUGCCAGCUCCACGGGGGCAUCGGGAUACCAGCGGAAAAAGAGCGCCCCGGGCCCCCAGGAGAGGCCUGAGGUAGGCGCGCGAGGUGCCGGCUCCACGGGGGCAUCGGGAUACCAGCGGAAGAAGAGCGCCCCGAGCCCCCAGGAGAGGCCUAAGGUAGGCGCGCGAGGUGCCGGCUCCGAUAAGGCGCCUCUGAGCGCCGAGGACGCGGUGGAUGGGCCGGCGGGUCUGACGGAGGGACCGGAGCCUCCCCUUUCCAGGACUGGAUCGCGCCGUGACGGGGGCGCACGCGCCGCUCGGGAGCGGAGACCCCCGCCCGCCCUCACGGAGGUCUCUGACUUCCACUCGCUGGUCCGAGUCCCUAGUCUCUGCCAAGGGAAGGCGGUGUCCAUCGGCUGUAAACUCCGGGCGGUGCUGAAGAAGUUGAGGCUGAGCCUCCCGGAAAUCUCAGAGGCUGCAAAGAUUGUGAACAGGGUUGUGGAGCAACUGCUACAAAGACUGCGAAGCGUUGAGUCGGAGUUCAGAGGUGUGACGCUGCUGAGCACGGGGAGCUACUACGAGCACGUGAAGAUUUCUGCUCCUAAUGAAUUUGAUGUUAUGUUCAGACUGAAGGCCCCCAGAAUUGAACUAGAAGAAUAUUGCAACAGUGGUGCUUAUUACUUUGUGAAGUUCAAAAGAAUUCCUGGAGGAAAUCCUCUGAGUCGGUUUGUAGAAAAGGACAAAUUAUCAGCAUCUUUGAUGCUGAAUGAGUUUAGGAAAAUCAUUAAGGAUGAAAUUAAAAACAUUGAAGAUACAGAUGUCAUUUUGGAGAGGAAGAAGCUCGGGUGCCCUGCUGUAACACUUCUUAUUAGAGAACCCAAAGAAAUAUCUGUGGAUUUAAUCUUGGCUUUGGAAGUAGAAGGCAGCUGGCCAGCUAACACCCAGGAAGGCCUACCUGUCAAUACAUGGCUUGGAAGAAAAGCUAGGAAUGAUCUAAAACUAAAGCCAUAUUAUGUGGUACCCAAGCAUGCAAAGGAUGGCAAUAGUUUUCAAGAAGAAACAUGGCGGAUAUCCUUCUCUCACAUUGAAAAGCUCAUUUUGGGUAAUCAUGGAAAUUCUAAAACAUGCUGUGAAGAAAAUGGAGAGAAGUGUUGCAGGUAA
Molecule: messenger RNA, 1543 nt
Organism: Hipposideros armiger (great roundleaf bat)
Lineage: Eukaryota; Metazoa; Chordata; Mammalia; Chiroptera; Hipposideridae
Gene: CGAS
Product: cyclic GMP-AMP synthase
Exons: 4
Coding region: 173-1543 (456 amino acids)
Biological process (GO): cellular response to exogenous dsRNA; positive regulation of type I interferon production; DNA damage response
Cellular component (GO): cytosol; nucleus; site of double-strand break
Molecular function (GO): 2',3'-cyclic GMP-AMP synthase activity; double-stranded DNA binding; chromatin binding
Source: RefSeq, a predicted model, not a curated record